UCGAGCUAUGUUUCUGUUCAAGAUGUCUAAAGUCCCAGCUCUGAAGAGUGAAUAGAAGGUCUAAAACUUGUACUGUAUAUGUACGGCAAGAAAGGGACAAAGAAAGAUUGGCAAAAGAGGCAGAAUUUAGCAAGAGAUGGAUCAAAAUAAAGAGCUACAGGAAUUAAAAUCAGAAUUGAACCAGGCUAAUUCUCUCCUACAAGAGGCUCAUAAACGUAUUAAAGAACUUGAGAAGGAUUUAGAUGAAGAGAAACAAAAGUCGUCCUCUAUAAUGAAGCAGAGUUUAAGGGAAAAAGAAGAAUUACUGGUAAAGAUUAGUGCACUUAAACAGGAACAAGGACAACACAAAGUAAAAGAUUGCCAAGAUGCUUCAGUUCAGUUUGACUACCUUAUACCUCAUUCAGAUUCACUAGACUCUAGCUUCAUUACAGUUGGAAGUAAACUGUUUCACUUGCAAGGAGACACUCAUCGUUCAUUCCAAUGGGAGAAAUAUGGAUUUAGACUGCAUUGUCCCGAAGGAGCAGUGUCCAAGGAUACUGAAGUAGCUGUUACUGCAAUAGCUGGUGGUAAUUUUAUAGUGCCCAAAGGUACUAUGUUAGUCAGUGCAGUGUAUGCAAUAUCAGUGUCUAAGCCAUUACUACAACCACUGGUAAUAGAGAUGCAGCAUUGUGUUGACCUUAGGUAUGAAGGUCAAACGCGUUGUCUUAAGUUUGUGGAAACUCCAAUGAAAUAUCCUUACCAGUUCAUUCCUAUUGAAGGAGGAUCCUUUCGCGUUGGGAAUAGAUAUGGGUCUUUGACAGCAAUCAAAUUCUGUUUAAAUGCUAUUGUAGCCGAGAUGAGUAACGGAGAUAGAGACAGCAGUAAAAAUUUAGAGACACCAUCUGAAGAUAGUAAACAUGAUGUGAUGGAAACUGAUACUAGUGGAGUUGAUGGUGGUCAUCAAUGAAUAAUGAAGAUUGCGUAUCAGUUAAUGAUUGUACAGAAGAUAUUAUUGUACACAAAGAACAAAUUAUGAUUUUGUUGAAAUUAAUAAAUACAUUGAAGUAUUCUUUUCUUUAUUAAUUUUAUAUGCAUCAUAAUCUAUAGUAGUGAUGAUAUCAAGUUUGACAGACACAGUGAUGCAUGAACAUGUUUAUUCCCAUCAUAUUCAAUGUAAUUUGUCAUAGUGAA
Molecule: messenger RNA, 1170 nt
Organism: Amphimedon queenslandica
Lineage: Eukaryota; Metazoa; Porifera; Demospongiae; Haplosclerida; Niphatidae
Exons: 5
Coding region: 137-946 (269 amino acids)
Source: RefSeq, a predicted model, not a curated record